Messenger RNA from Leptopilina heterotoma, 3037 nucleotides. Its product is annotated as ankyrin-1-like. The transcript has 2 exons. The coding region runs from base 359 to 2653 and encodes 764 amino acids. Gene Ontology annotation, molecular function: protein binding. NCBI's taxonomy places the organism in Eukaryota, Metazoa, Arthropoda, Insecta, Hymenoptera, Figitidae. The record is from RefSeq and is a predicted model, not a curated record.
AUCUCAUAAAUCUCGUUCUCAGUUCAGCUCUUCUUUGUUUACCAUCGUUUACUCAACCGUCGAGAGAAAUCUAAAAAAUAUUUUUAAUUAAUUUUAGAAUAAAGAAUACAUCUAAGUUUUUUUAUACAUAAAAAUAAUAGUAAACAAAAAUGUUCUUGUUUUAAACUUCACUACGAUGUGCAUUUAAUAGCUGGUAUUCUGUUUCGAUACCUUUAUUAUUGACAGAUAUUUUAUAACCUACACCGUUUGCUACUGAAAUUUCAUUGAGAAAUUUAAAGCCUUCGAAAACCAGUAAUAAUCGAGAAAUGAUUCAUCAGUAAAUUUUCAAGAAUUUCUUCUAUAAUUACAUUUAAUCAUCAUGGAUAAUUUAAUGGAUUAUAACGACAAUUCCAAUUACAAUCAAUUAUUUCACGCCGUUCAUUCUGGGGACAUAAAUGUUGUUCGCACCAUUCUUGAACGUGUUGCAACAAGAACAAUAUGCGAUAAAACAUUGAUUAAUGUAGCAGCAGCAAAAGGACAUACGGAAAUCGUUCAAUUGCUCAUUAGACGCGAUGGAGACGGCAACACUCCUCUUCAUAUUGCCAUAAAGGAAAAUCAAACCGAGAUCUUUAAACUACUUGUACAGGAGUAUAACGUGAAUGUCCAAAAUUUAAAAGGUCAAGCACCACUUCAUUAUGCCGCAAAAUAUAAUCGCAUCGAAUUUACAGAGUUUCUUCUAAAAUUGAAUGCCAUCGUGAAUCUAGAAGAUGUAAAUGGCGAAACUCCGCUUCAUUGCGCCUUGUCUAGACAAGACGUUCAAAUAGCCGAGAUUCUCUUCAAAAAUGGUGCGACUUUAAAUUCACAAGAUGUGAGGGAAUAUCAUUAUAUUUGUUCUGCUACAAAGACCGGAAAUUUAGAACUUGUGAAAUUGUUAAUGGCGAACGGAUUGAAUCGAAUCGAUCAUAGAUCGUAUUCUCCUCUUGUUGACGCAGUGCAAUGGGAUCGUUUGGAAAUUCUCCAAUUUUUGAUAAAUAACGGCUUGAAAAGCGAAAAUUGUAUCGCUAACGAUGACUUAAAAUUGUUGUAUAAAAGUUUUCUGGAAAAUCGAAUAGAUAUCUUUAAAUAUUUAGUAGACGAGGGUUUCAAAACUACGAAAAGUUUACUACACGAUGCGAUUCAUAAACGUUAUUUAAAUAUGUGGAAAUAUUUAUUGACCUGUAGUUCGAAAAUUGAUGCGAACAUUGCUGAGAGUGAAAACCUUUUUCAUUGGGCUGUACGUUCAGGUUUAGUGGAAACGGUUAAGAAUGUUGUCGAUAAGAAAGAGAAUAUUGAUAAUGAUUCUUCAUCGAGUAAGCUAGCGGUUUACAUUGCUGUUGAGAAUGGUAAUGAGGAGAUUUUACAAAUUCUGUUGAAAGCAAAUUAUUCUUUCGAAAGUUGUUUCGAAGAUCGAAGUCCCCUUCAUGUGGCAGCGACCUUUCAGGACGUGGGGCUUGUAAAAAUUCUAUUAUCAGCCGGAGCUGAUGUUAAUUCUCAGACGAAAAAUAGUUUAACCCCGUUGCAUUUUGCAGCAUGUGCUGGACAACCGAAAAUUGUUAAAUUCCUCCUGGAAAAUGGCGCCGAUCCUUCAGCAUCGACAGAAUUUAAUCAAUUUUAUUAUGACGGCACACCUUUAUUAUUAGCCCUACAAAUGUAUUCUAACGACUUCUCAUCGCUGCGGACUAUUCAAAAAUUGUCGAAAAUUACAGAAAUGUUAAUUUCCCGUUCGAAGAAGGAUAUGUUUCAUUUACUCACCAAUGCGGUUAAAAUAAACACAUCUCGUAAUGAAAAACAGAAUAUUUUUAGUAAUCAUCAAGUGACAAGUUCAGAAGAAGAAGAAGUUUAUCCUCCAGAGAAUUAUGCCACUUGUUUUGAUUUUUAUCCUGAAAUUAUUCGUUGCAUAUUUAAUUCACUCUCAUCUUCUGAUAUCGAAUAUUAUUCCCGAUCAAUAUUGGACCGAACGAUAAGUUCAACUUUUUCCCCCGAAUUAAUACACCUUCUGAUGGAAUACAAUGAUUUUAGAUCGUGUUCCAAUUUUGGAAUAAAACUUUGGGAGAAUGAUUACAAGUGUAAUUUACUCUUAAUUCAUUACGCGAAUAAUGUGAAAAAAUUGUCCAAGAGCGAAAUUCAGCAUAGAUACGUUGCACUUUAUAAAGUACACAAAGAAAAAUCGGAAAUAUUUUUAAAAUUCAUUAUUGCACGUAUUGUGUGGCUAUCCAAUGCUGUCUAUUCGGAAAAGUCAGCAUUUUGCAAAGAGUAUAAACUUUAUUAUUGGCUUGAGGAAUGUAUGAAGCAGAUAAAGACAAUGAAACAGGAGAAAGUUGAUGAUCAAUUAAAUAUAACUUUCUAUGAUGUUCUCAAUAAACCGGUCGAUAAAGUUGCAAAAUACGUGAGAAAUGAGGAUUUACUGCAAAAAAUCGAGUCAUCCUACACAAAGUUUUCAGCGUACAGUGAAUUUUUGACAAUCAGCGUCGAAAAGGGAAUGAGAAGAAAUAAUUUGAUGGACGAAUGCAAAAAUUGUCUCCAUAAACUAAUUGUCAGAAAGUAUAAUCUCCAAAUUUCGAAUUUUGAUUUUGGCAAAAUUUUCCAGUAUCUCUCCACAAUAGAUUUGAGAAGAUUUUUAGCAGCUUGUUCAUGAGAUCUGAACAACUUUCCCUUUGUUAAUUUAUUUCUCUUUAAAAUCACUUUCGAUAUUGUUUAUUCGAUUUUUAAGUUUAUUAAGAAUAAAAACUCGUUUUGUAGCGAAACAAAAAAAUUUGAUCCCUAAAAUUUAGACUUUGAUUUAUGAAACUUAUUAAAAUAAGUUGCGUAGAAUACUUUUUUCUUUGUCUCUGUAUACUAAUUCAGAAAAAAUUUUAUAAAAACGUUGAAAAUUCGAAAAAUUUAACACAUGUAACAAUUAUUUUUUUUUAAAAAACCACUAGGAAUUUUGUGUCAAUUAUUAUAUUAUUGUAUAAUAUAAAUUUAAAAGGUUGACCGUUUUUAGUUGUAUAAGAAAUGUUUUUUCUAAAAAUCAUUUAUA